Molecule: messenger RNA, 5355 nt
Organism: Brienomyrus brachyistius
Lineage: Eukaryota; Metazoa; Chordata; Actinopteri; Osteoglossiformes; Mormyridae
Gene: nlrx1
Product: NLR family member X1
Exons: 8
Coding region: 141-3059 (972 amino acids)
Biological process (GO): negative regulation of canonical NF-kappaB signal transduction
Cellular component (GO): mitochondrion
Molecular function (GO): protein binding
Source: RefSeq, a predicted model, not a curated record
GUUGAGGAGUUGGCAACAGUGCUCCUUCCAACCAAGGAAAUAUGACUAGAGAGCAGCUUCACUGGUAAACCAGAGACAACCUGCGGCAACUCCGUAUUUGUUUACCUACUAAAGGAUGAGAGGUUCGUAGUUGGAUUGGCAUGAUGUGGCUAUGUAGGAGAUGUGUAGGUGUGUACAACUGGAGGAGAAUGCGAUGGAAACAGCGAGCUACUCCUUACCAAACAAUCUUCACCUCAUGGAAGGAUUUGAAACAGAAGCAUUUCUCAAGUAUGGGCACGAAGAUAACCUGGCCCUUACAGCUACACUGGCAUCAGAGUCUGGGCACGGCACUGUGGAGGCCACAGAUGAGGGAGCCCCUUCUGUCCUCAGCCUCUGGGCCCAUAUCUGUACUCAGGGCUCUGAGUUUCAGUGCCAGCAUUGCUGCAGACCCCAUUGAGAUACACAAGCAGAGACUGAACUUGUGGUUCAGCCAUUUGCCCCAGGAGGAGAAGCAGUUUGGCGGGUACUUCACCCCAGAGACUAUGCACAUAGAUCCACUGAUUCUGGAGAGAAAGCCAGCGGAGAGCAGGGGCAUCGAGAGAUCGCAGAUCCCCCACCACCCUUCGCUGAGUGUGGAACAGCUCUUUGACCGCCCACUAGGGCACCCCAGUGAGCGAGGGAUGAACAUUAUGCUUUAUGGGGCUGUAGGAACAGGGAAAAGCACAGUGGUGCGCAAGCUGGUAUUGGACUGGUGUGCUGGUACAACCCUCUCCCAGUUCAAGCUGCUGGUGCCUUUCUCCUGUGAGGAUCUCUCCCAGUCGAAGAAUCCCACCUCCCUGCGCGAUCUGGUAGGCCGUAAGUAUCUACACCUGCGUCGGACUCCCUUCCUCAGUGGCGAGGCUCAGCAAGCUCGCGAUGUCCUCUUCAUCUUCAAUGGCAUGGAGAGGAUGAGGCUGAACUUCCGCAUCGCCUCCACUGAGCUCUGCAGCGACCCUAAUGAGGCACUUCCCACGGGGACCCUCAUGGUCAACCUUCUGAGGAAGUACCUCUUACCUGAGGCUACCAUACUGGUCACCACCAGACUAUCUGCGGUGGAGCAUAUCCCCAAGAAGUAUGUGAGCCGCUACAUGCAGAUCUGUGGCUUCAAUGACCCAGAGAGCCAGCGCUCCUACUUCACCAGCAGGCUCCUCCAGCAGGCCACAGAGAAGCUCAAUCCACAGGCCGAGUCACUGAUCGAGCUGCUCUAUCUAAACCUGCAGAAGGAGAGCCAGUUAGCCUUUGCCUGCUACUUGCCGUCCUACUGCUGGCUCACCUGUGCCACCCUGCAUUUUCUGCAUUUCACGGAUACCCAGGCGCCCAUCCGGACACUCACAGGCAUCUUCACCAGUUUUCUCCGGCUCAACUUUGGUGGGGAGGUGCUGGAGGUCAACGAGGGCAGCAGCGGUGCCACUGAGCAGAGCUCCCUGAUGCGAUAUGUGGUGCAGACGGUGGGGAAGCUGGCUUUUGAUGGUGUCACCAAAAGACGGACGCGCUUCACUGAGGAGGAGCUGGAGCAGUGGGUGGGUGGCAAGACUAAAACAGACGAGGAGCUGCAGCAGUUGUCCGUCUUCCGCAAUGACGUGCUGGACUUCUUUCUGGUGCCCUGCGUGGAGAACACCAAAUUGCUGGAGGCUGGGGAUGUGACCAAACAGCGAUAUGUAUUCGCCAUACCUACUAUGCAGGAGUAUCUUGCUGCCCUCUACAUGGUGCUGGGAGAGAACAAGUCAGCUCUGGAGAGGUUAAGCCGAGACAUGUCGAUGGCUCUGGGACAGGCUGGGGAGGAUCUGCAAAGCCUGGGGAACAUCCUUUCUAAGUUCAUCCCCCUCAGAAUCUUUGCUGUCUUCAAUCUUCUCCGGCUGGCACCCAAUCUGUAUGAGCGUGUGCUCAACAUGACCAAAGGCCGCAUUGCCCGAACCAUGGCGGCUGAAAUGUUCCGCUCGGAGGAUAGCUUCAAUGAGGAUGUGCUGGACCAGGUGGAGCAGAGCCUGCUGGGCGUGCAGGGUCCACAGCCGAAGCAAGAGCUGGAUAUGAAGUCCUUUGAGCUCUAUCCCAUCUUCAUGGGAGGUCUUCUGCACUAUGGAAACCGAGCAUUGCUGGAGCAGUUAGGCUGUCACAUCACCAGCACGGCCGUGGCACAGAUCACACAUGGCCUCACCCGCCAGCUAGCUCAGCACGGCCAAAAGAAUCUGCCGCCCACUGAGCUUAUGGACCUUCUGCUGUUCCUCUAUGAGUUCCAGAACCCACGCCUUACCAGCCAGGUCCUGAGCUCCCUCAAGACCAUCAACCUCUCCACCGUUCGCAUGACACCCAUCAAAUGCUUCAUCUUGAGCUGGGUGCUGACCUGCAGCCCCCGAAGGCUCCUUCUGGAUGAGCUGAACCUGUCCUCCUGCCAUCUCAGGUCUGAGAUGCUGAAAAUGCUGAGAUCAGCCUUCCGCUGCACUCAUCAUCUGAAGCUGUGUAACAACCCCCUGCUGGAGUCGGGAGCCCAGCACCUGCUGGAGGGUCUGCAGGGGAACCAAUCUCUGAAAAGGUUGGACCUUAUGCACACAGGCCUAGAUGACAGUGCAGCCCGGCAGCUUGCAGAGCACCUAAGUGACAUGACGAGCCCCGUAGGCCUAGAAGAGCUCAACGUGGCCUACAACGACAUUGGGGACAGCGCCGGUCUGAAGCUGGUGGCCGCAUGCCGGAAGCACCCGACAGUGCAUACCGUGCACCUGUAUCUGAACCAGCUGAGUGAGAUGGGGAAGCAGUCCCUGUAUGUGGAUGGCAGUGAAGCUGGUGCCGCUCGUCGGCUCCAGAUCCUGACCUCCGUGACGGAGGGCGCGGACCUAUCAGAUGCCUGGCCGCGCAUCCUCAGCAUCAUCCGCCAGAAUGCCACAUCCUGGGACCGCGGUCGUGUCCGUGAGCAGCUUCUGGACUUUCUCAGGGACCUGGAGUCCAGCCGGCGCCAGCAGCGUAACUUCCUGAAGAAGCACCACUUCCGUCGUGUGGAAAAAGGAGUGAGGGAGUGCCUGCGCACCUUGGAUGACAGAACCCCCUAACGGGAAACAGCAAAAAAAAAAGACAAACCCAGAGGCCUGGUUCCUCUUAGGUGCCCAAGGGAGUGAUUGUAAGAAUGUUGUAAGAAUACAGCCUAGUUAUGAUACAAAGGGCCGGUUUAUACUCAACAUGUGCAACACAUACACUUGUGCAGCAUGGCUGCCACACGUUUUUUCGGUAAUUCUUGUGUCAUUUGUCCAUCUACAUGUACGCAGCAUGCAAUACCAAUAAACAUCUUGGGCAGUAUGGUCAACUUCUGUUACAGACCUAUAUGUAUGGUAUAGUUAGUUUAGCUUAAAGUAACAAGUAGGCUCUCUCUCCUCAAGUGUCAAGAGUGACAAGUACUGUUAAAGUAGCAAGUAGGACUUGAUAAUGUAUGAUAUUAAUAUCAACAUUGCAUGUUACGUACUGACAAUUCUCCCAUGACAAGGGCUGCGAUGGCCGAGUUGAAAUCAGGCUUCUGCAUACCUUCAUGCUAUAUGGACAUUGUAUUGCGAUGUAAAGCAAUUUCAUAACAUUAUUUUUCAAUACAAUUCUGGUAUUUAGAAAUGUUGGUGAUGAAAUUCACCAAGUGUAGGAGGGGGCUUAAAUUUUGCUAAAACAUUUGUACUCUGUCAAAGGAAACUAAACUUAUCAAGCUUUCCGAUUUUAAUGAUUGUUCCUUUUUGUGAUCCAGUACAUGUUUUUAUUCAAAAUAGUUGUUUAAUGCUGCUCUCAGGGCCAAUCAUAACCAUGCUUGUUGUUUAAGCCACACGUAGGCAGGUUUGUGAGAAACUUAUUCUGAACUCAAAAUACUAUAUGACAGAAAAUACUAAGUAUUAUGAGAUAUCUACCCUGCCUCGUGCCCAUUGCUUCCGGGAUAGGCUACGGACCCCCCGCGACCCAGUAGGAUAAGCGGUUUGGAAAAUGGAUGGAUGGAUGAGAUAUCUAACAACAUAUAUCUAACAGCACAUAAUACAACAUUCAACAUGAGGUAGUAAAGUGAUAUGUGGCAGAGCAGAGUAGCAAUAUGAUGUGGCACACAGGGUACAAUGUAGAGAAUCCUGCAGCACUAUUGCAGAAUUAAUAAAAAUAUCUUGCACCGCCCCCUGGUGGACAUUGUCAAUCUAGAGAAUUAAAGUUAACUGUGUACAUGUAUGAGCAGCAACACUGCUUGUACAGAAGCAGCACAAGUGAGCAUAUAUGUUGCAAGCAUGAAGUAUAAACCAGCCCUUAUUAAACUGUAAUAUAGCAAUUAACAAUGAUAAAAAAAUAAAAGUUAAAUGACGAACAAGUGCUGCCCUUCAACAUGACAUCAUUCCUCAAGCGGGAAAGAUGCCUGGAUUUGCAGAUAAUAUUCUCAGCCUGUGCCUUUUGGGUGCAGAUGAUUGGUGUCCUGCCUGUCACAACUUUCCUUCUGCUUGUGCUUCAGAAACUCCCCACAUCUGCACAGAUGAUAUUCUCACCCUAACCCCACACCUGCGCAGACGGCGCUUAGGAUGAAGCAGUCAGCUGCCAAUGGACAUGCCAUCACUGACAUUCAUGUGCCUUCUGGAAUGUUUCUUCUGAUAAAAGGAACCUGCUAUUGCAAUGAAGCUUUAUUUGCACAUGUGAGAACAGGUAUGCAUGUCUUACUUUUCAGAUGGAGUCAGCCAUUUAACCUCUUGGGGGGAGCUUAGGGGUCCACUCAAGGGCCCAACAGAGAGACAGGAUUUCAACUGGCAAACUUUCUGAUCUCAGGCACUGAGCCACACUGCCCCCCCCCCCCCCCCAAACAGUUUACACGCAGUAGCCUCAGUAAUAAAGCUAUCACUUAGGUGGUGUAGCGUUAAGGCAGUUAAGUAUUGAGUGAAAAAAUCUGGAUAAAUAGUUCAUAAAAUGCAGAUACAGCUGACUAAAUAGAUUUGGCUGGUUUUGAAUUUUUAGUAAAAUUGAGUUUUGGGAAUUUUUUUGAUUAUUUAAUCGAGGAGUAAUGUUUAUUUUUUUACUUUGUGCUUAAGGCUGUCUGUGUCCAUACAAUGGUGCUUUGUUUUAACUUGAAUGCAUUUAGGGAGACUUUUUUCCUGGUCAAUUGAACCUGACUGUCACAGGAAUAGCUGUAAUACGUUUUGCCUUUUUAUUUUGAAUGAUUAAUAUGGCAUGUGUUUUUAUAGCUCUACUCCACAGGGUUGGUUUUGUAUUUUCUUUUAAAGCGUUAUGAGGGAUAGAGCUGGGGAACAAUUUUGCAUGAUAUAUUUCUGUUCUAUGACAUUCAAAUGCUCAUUGGUGUGAGGGAUCAGUUUUACUGUUCUUGGAUUAAAAUCUUCAGAGAGCAACGUU